Mangifera indica (mango) is the source of this 1096-nucleotide messenger RNA. Its product is annotated as L-ascorbate peroxidase 2, cytosolic. Bases 165 to 917 code for a protein of 250 amino acids. The transcript has 10 exons. Gene Ontology annotation, molecular function: heme binding; peroxidase activity. NCBI's taxonomy places the organism in Eukaryota, Viridiplantae, Streptophyta, Magnoliopsida, Sapindales, Anacardiaceae. The record is from RefSeq and is a predicted model, not a curated record. Gene Ontology annotation, biological process: response to reactive oxygen species; cellular response to oxidative stress; hydrogen peroxide catabolic process.
AACGAGCACUAGAAUCUUCCUUGGGCUCCCUUUCUAUAAAUAUAUCUCAUUUUCGCGCUCUACUGCAUAAGCUAGAAAGGCUCGUGUUCAACUCGUGGCCUUUCAGACAUCGCAUUGUACAGUAAACAAGGAGUGUUCGGAGCUCGUGAUCAACAACUAGAGAUAUGGGAAAGUGCUACCCAACUGUGAGCGAGGAGUACCAGAAAGCAGUGGAGAAAUGUAAGAGGAAACUGAGAGGGCUCAUUGCUGAGAAGAACUGUGCCCCCAUCGUCCUUCGUUUGGCAUGGCACUCAGCGGGAACCUUCGACGUUCAUACGAAGACUGGUGGGCCGUUUGGGACGAUCAGGCAUCCGGAUGAGCUAGCUCAUGAAGCUAACAAUGGUCUUGAUAUAGCUGUAAGGCUUUUGGAGCCCAUCAAGCAGCAGUUUCCCAAUUUGUCCUAUGCAGAUUUCUACCAGUUGGCCGGAGUUGUUGCUGUUGAAGUUACUGGUGGGCCGGAGAUUCCUUUCCACCCUGGAAGACCUGAUAAAUCUGAUCUGCCACCAGAGGGUCGCUUACCUGAUGCCACUAAAGGUUCUGACCAUCUUAGGGACGUCUUUGGCCACAUGGGUUUGAGCGACAAGGACAUUGUGGCAUUAUCUGGUGGUCACACCCUGGGAAGGUGCCACAAGGAGCGAUCUGGAUUUGAGGGAGCCUGGACUACCAAUCCCGUCAUUUUUGAUAACUCCUAUUUCAAGGAAUUGCUUAGCGGAGAGAAAGAAGGGCUUAUUCAGUUGCCAUCAGAUAAGGCUUUGCUAGAGGAUCCAGUCUUUCGUCCACUUGUUGAAAAAUACGCGGCUGAUGAGGAUGCCUUCUUUGCCGAUUAUGCCGAAGCUCAUUUGAAGCUCUCGGAGCUUGGAUUCGCGGAUGCGGAGUGAGUCUUAUUCGUGUAUGCAUAUUUCAGAAGUGUCAAAAUAACCUGUUUACGUAAAAAGCUUCCAGUAUUCCGGCCAUGUGCUUGCCCCUGAACUGGUAUGUGUUGUGAGUCUUUGAAUCUAUGCAAAUAAUAUGUACAGUAAUGUUGUGACUGGAAUAAAAAUGAUCUUAUUAUUAUAAA